Molecule: messenger RNA, 387 nt
Organism: Protopolystoma xenopodis
Lineage: Eukaryota; Metazoa; Platyhelminthes; Monogenea; Polystomatidea; Polystomatidae
Source: the annotation of a GenBank genome assembly
AUGGCUGUCCCGGGUGCCAUUUAUCGUCCAAACGAGGUGAGCCAUUCUGCUUCUGAUGCAACCGAUAACGAUAACACCGCUCGUGGGGGCGAACUGUUGGCGGCCAUCAUGAAGGCAAAGUGGUCCCACUUUAAACUUGUCAUCACGACUCUUUCCAAGACCCUCAAGAGCGUGUUAGACGGACAGUCUAUCAGCGAGAUCUACCACAUCAAAGGACCAGUUAUCCCAUCCUUGACCGAUAUGGCUGCAGCUCAUAACUUCGAGGGUCGCCGAACCGCCAAGUUGAACAGGUCACGAAGUUCUGAUACGAAUGCUUUAACGAGAAGCCUCAGAUCGAAUUUUUCUCGAGAGACGAAAGGCAAUUGUGAAGUACCAAAACGAUACUGA